AUGGUCUCUGUUGCAAUGGCUGCACCUCAGGAACCCGAUCUCCCGUAUCCGCUUGUCCCACUCGAGGUUACCGGUACGGUUGAUGGCCAUGACUUCGAUCUCCAGGGUACCUACGACAGUGUCAUCGCUCAACUAGAGAAGCAAUAUCCCGAAGCUUUCACGAACAUCACCGAGAAACAUCCUUCUGCCUUAGUUGUCACUAAACGUGAUACUUCGAACAAGUCCGGACUCAUCUGUUGCGACAAGACUUCUUGGCCAUGGCAAUACACCUUAACCAGUGAUGUCCGCAGAGUGAUUAAUAACUUAAGAACCGACGACAACGCCGGCUACCACUGUAAAGUCCGCGCUAGAAGCUGCACUAGACUCAAUUGCUACGGUGACUCGUCUAUCAUCCUCUGCAACGACAACACCUAUGACAUCCAACCAGCCUGUGCCUACCUUGCCACCUACGCAGAAGAUAUCAUCAACGGCUGUACGAGAGACCAGGGCUUGUGGGGACCGGGAUCGCCUCUCCGACCGUUCUCGUGUGGACAGAAGUUUGAUACGGAUCGGUAUAAUGUGAUUGUUAGAUCGUUUUCUUGUGCUGCGCCUGAUACUCCUUGA
Glarea lozoyensis ATCC 20868 is the source of this 603-nucleotide messenger RNA. RefSeq lists its product as uncharacterized. Lineage: Eukaryota; Fungi; Ascomycota; Leotiomycetes; Helotiales; Helotiaceae. Bases 1 to 603 code for a protein of 200 amino acids. The transcript has 5 exons. The record is from RefSeq and is a predicted model, not a curated record.